GGCCAAUGGUAAUAUGCUAAUUAUACUUGAGCUCUUCGGUAGUUGUAAUUGAAUAAUAAGAUUUAAUUUUGGAAACCACCUACUUUUAUCUUUGCUAUAACAAUCCAAUUUAUAAACAAAAAGGAUUCAGUUCAUUUCUAUAAGUAAUUUCUCUUAUUUUGUUAGCCAUUUUCAUACUCCAAUUUUAUUUUAUUUUUAUUUUUGGAUUGUUGAUUUAAUACAAAAGAAACUAUAGACAAAUUUUCUUAAAUAAAAAAAAAAUACUCAUUUUAACAAAAACAGCAUUAUAACAUACAAAAAUGCAGAUGCUCACCAAGUUUGAGUCCAAAAGCAAUCGUGUUAAAGGCAUUGCUUUUCAUCCAAAACGUCCUUGGAUUUUAGCUUCAUUACAUAAUGGCUGUAUUCAGCUUUGGGAUUAUCGAAUGGGUACCUUACUUGAGCGUUUCGAAGAACAUGAUGGUCCUGUAAGAGGUAUUGCUUUUCAUCCUACACAGCCUUUAUUUGUCUCUGGUGGUGAUGAUUAUAAAAUCAAGGUUUGGAAUUAUAAAACUCGCCGCUGUUUAUUUACUUUAAACGGUCAUCUUGACUACGUUCGUACUGUAUUCUUCCAUCAUGAAUUACCUUGGAUUAUUUCGGCUUCAGAUGAUCAAACAAUUCGUAUUUGGAACUGGCAAUCAAGAGCUUGUAUUGCUAUUUUGACAGGCCAUAAUCAUUAUGUGAUGUGCGCUCAAUUUCAUCCAAAGACAGAUUUGAUUGUUUCUGCUUCUAUGGAUCAAACUGUGCGUGUAUGGGAUAUUACAGGUUUACGCAAGAAAUCACAAGCUCCUACUUCUAUGACAAUGGAUGAUAUGGGCCGACCUAGUGCUGGAGGUGAUAUGUUCGGAUUAACAGAUGUAAUGGUGAAAUAUGUAUUGGAAGGCCAUGAUCAUGGUGUUAAUUGGGCUUCUUUCCAUCCUACUCUUCCUUUAAUUAUUUCUGCUGGUGAUGAUCGUCAAGUUAAGCUUUGGAGAAUGAAUGAUACAAAGGCUUGGGAAGUAGAUAGUUGCCGUGGUCACUACAAUAACGUCUCAAGUGCUAUUUUCCAUCCACGUCAGGAUCUUAUUUUAUCUGAUAGUGAAGACAAAACAAUCCGUGUUUGGGAUUUAGCAAAACGUACAGCAGUUGCAACUUUUAGAAGAGAUCACGAUCGUUUCUGGGUCUUGACAUCGCAUCCUGAACUUAACCUUUUUGCUGCAGGCCACGAUAGUGGUUUAAUUGUCUUUAAGCUUGAACGUGAACGUCCUGCUUUCCAAGUGCAUAAUAAUGAACUCUACUAUACAAAGCAUAAUAUUUUGCAUAUUCAUGAUUUCCCUAGUACAGCUGAUCAAGAAGUUAUGUCAGUUCGCAAGUUAGGUUCGCAAUUUGUUGCUCCUCGUACCUUGUCCUAUAAUCCAGCUGAAAGGGCUGUCCUUUUAACUAGUCCAUAUGAAGGUGGUACAUAUGAACUCUAUCGUCUUCCUAAAAACUUAGGCGGUACACUUCAGGAGCCCUCAGACGAAUCUAUGAAAGGCAGCGGUCAUGCUGCUCUUUUUAUUGCACGUAAUCGUUUUGCUGUCUUUGACAAGACAAACCAACUUAUUCAAAUUCGAGAUCUCUCCAAUAAGGAGACUAAAUCCUUCAAAACUCCUGGACAAGUUACCGAUAUUUUUUAUGCAGGACCUGGUACACUUUUGAUGGCCACUGCUACCUCCGUCUUUUUGUUUGACAUUCAACAGCGUCGUGUUACAGCUGAAUUAGCUGUUUCGAAUGUCAAGUAUGUCUCAUGGUCUAAUGAUAUGUCCAUGAUUGCCCUUCUUGCCAAACAUACAAUUACAAUUGUAACCAAGGACUUGAAACAAAUCAGCCAAAUUCACGAAACAAUCCGUAUUAAGAGUGCAACUUGGGAUGAGCUUGGUGUCUUGAUUUAUUGUACUUUGAAUCAUAUUAAAUACGCUCUUUCACAAGGUGAUAAUGGCAUUAUUCGUACCCUUGAUCAACCUAUUUACUUAACACGCAUCAAGGGCAAAAAACUCUAUGCACUUGAUCGUGAUGGUAAAGUACGUGAGAUUGUAAUUGACCCAACCGAAUACCGAUUCAAGCUUGCACUUGUUAAGAAGCAAUACGAAGAAGUUCUUCACAUUAUUCGUACUUCUAACUUGGUCGGCCAAUCGAUUAUUGCCUAUCUUCAAAAGAAGGGCUACCCUGAAAUUGCCUUGCAUUUUGUUCGUGAUGAUAAAACACGAUUUGAACUGGCACUUGAAUGUGGCAACUUGGAAGUUGCCUUAGAAACAGCCAAGGCAGUAAAUAAGCCAGACUAUUGGAGUAAAUUGGGUGCUGAAGCUCUUCGACAUGGUAAUUAUCGAAUUGUUGAGAUGGCCUAUCAACGUACGAAAAAGAUGGAUAAAUUAUCCUUCUUGUAUCUUUUGCAAGGUAAUCAUGCCAAUCUUCGUAAGAUGCUAGAAAUUGCCCAGCUUCAGAAGGACCCUUUGAUGCGAUUCCAGAAUGCAAUCUAUUUGGGCGAUAUCAAGGAACGUGUUCGCUUGUUGCAGGACGUUGGACAGUCAGGAUUAGCAUAUAUGACAGCUAAAACUCAUGGUUUGGAGGAGGAAGCAGAGGCUAUUUUGGCAGCAGCAGGAAAGACAGCUGAUGAGAUACAAUUGCCUGAAGUUGAGGAUCGUUUACCACCUACUCCCAAACCUGUGAUUGAGAGCUUAGAAGAUCCUAACUGGCCUCUCUUAACGGUCUCUAAAAGCUUUUUUGAAGGUGCAUUUGUUAAACAACAAGGUACACCUGCAUUUACCUUUGAUGACCAAAUUGAUAAUAUUGAGGAAGCUGGCGGUGCUUGGGAAGAUGAUGAUAUCGGUUUUGGUGGUAACAAGAAUGACGAUGUUUUGAUUUCAACAACAACAGAAUUUGACAAAGAGGAAGAAGAUGAUAUGAAUGAAGGUGGCUGGGAUGAUGAUGAUGAUAUUAAAGCUGAAUUGGAUGCUGAGAUGGGACAUGUAGCAGCUAAAGAAAUGGCUGAAUACGUCUUUCCUGAUGAAGGUGUUAACGAAACAACUAUUUGGUCACAAAAUUCAAAGAUUGCAGCUGAUCAUAUUGCAGCUGGUUCCUUUGAAACAGCUAUGCAAAUCCUUAACAAAGAAAGGGGCAUUGUUCAAUUUGAACCACUCAAAUCUCAUUUCAUGGCUAUCUACCAAGCCAGUCGUAUUUCUCUUGAGGGAGUCGCAAGCAAUCCUAGCAUUCAAUAUGGCCUUCGCCGAUCUCCUGAGAAUUCUAACCCACGUAACGCGUUACCCGUCACCGUUUAUAACUUCCAAUCGAUCGUUACAACACAAUUACAAAUGGCAUAUAGACUCUUCACAUCUGGAAAGUUAGUAGCUGCUGCUCAACAAUUUAAACAGCUAUUACAUUCUGUUUUGUUUACUGUUACUACAAAUGAGACUGAUGCAAAUGAAUUAUUAAUGUUAGUAGAUAUUUGUCGUGAAUAUUUGUUAGGUUUAGCAAUGGAGCAAGAACGACGUUCGAUUGCAGGUCAAACAUCUGAAGACCAAAAGCGAGCUCUUGAAUUGGCAGCUUACUUUGCACAUUGUCAAUUACAAACACCUCAUAUGCAAUUAGCUUUACGACAAGCUACAAAGCAAGCUUUUAGAUGUAAGAAUUUCAGAACUGCGUCACAAUUUGCUAGUCGAUUACUUGAACUUGCGCCACCACGUACAGUAGCUGAAGAGGCUCGUAAGAUUCAAGCUGUUUGUGAUCGUACUAUGAAUGACGAGAUAACAUUUGAUUAUGAUCAAUAUAAUCCAUUUGAUGUAUGUGCGGCUACAUUCCAACCUAUUUAUCGUGGAUCUCCUAAGGCUGAAUGCUGUUAUUGUAAAGCAUCAUAUAAACCAGACUAUGAAGGCAAGAUAUGUACUAUUUGUGAAGUUGCAAAGAUUCAGAAAAAUUAAGAAAUAAGCUUAAUAAAAAUAUAGUUAUAUUGUGUAGUUAUAAUCUUAAUUUUAGUAUAUUAAAAAAAGAUCAUCUUUAUGUGAAGUAUAGUUUGCCAAAGUAGUAAAAAAUAAAUAAAUUAUUAACUUUAAUGCUACGAUAUUAUAUCAUAUUUAAAUAUUAGAAUUGAAG
Cokeromyces recurvatus is the source of this 4140-nucleotide messenger RNA. Its product is annotated as coatomer protein alpha subunit. The record is from RefSeq and is a predicted model, not a curated record. Gene Ontology annotation, molecular function: structural molecule activity; protein binding. Gene Ontology annotation, cellular component: COPI vesicle coat. The transcript has 8 exons. Lineage: Eukaryota; Fungi; Mucoromycota; Mucoromycetes; Mucorales; Mucoraceae. The coding region runs from base 300 to 3968 and encodes 1222 amino acids. Gene Ontology annotation, biological process: endoplasmic reticulum to Golgi vesicle-mediated transport; intracellular protein transport; intra-Golgi vesicle-mediated transport.